CGGGAGGUCAUUUUCCACAAAUGGAUUCUACAGAGAUUGAAAUACGUAACAAGAUCGUAAAGGACAGGUGAUAGAUCUUUCCAGUUGUAAAGAUAAAACUUAUCUAUAAACCAAGAAAUUAAGAAACGACUGAUCACGAUUCUUUUACAUUCACAAGUGCCAGGCAGGUCAGAAUGACGGGAAAGUUGGAGAGUGGUGUAGAUGUGAAACAUGGCCUCGGUAUCCUUACGGCAGCUAUUUUCAUUUCGGGUGAAAUGGUCGGGAGUGGGAUUCUUGCUUUACCAAAAGCUAUAGUCGAUGCUGGUUGGUACGGGUUCCUGCUUCUGAUUAUAUUUGGCCUGAAUUCAUGCUACUGCGGUGUCAAGCUAGGCCAAUGCUGGGAAAUAUUGGAAGAAAGAUUUCCUGAAUGUAGGGGAAUAAGCAGGAAUCCAUAUCCUGAUAUAGGAGAGCGUGCAAUGGGAGAGUUCGGCAGACAGUGCGUAAGUAUCUGCAAUUACUUUACACUUUUUGGUGUAGCAACUGUAUACCUACUUCUGGCUUCUCAAAUGACGCAUACGCUGUUGAAAGAUUAUGUCCAGGAACUGACAGUUUGCGUUUUAAUUUUAAUUUUGGCUAUUGUUCUAACACCUCCUACGUGGCUCGGUUCACCAAAAGAUUUCUGGAUAGUAGGAGUUUUCGCCCUAUCGACAACUCUCAUAUCCUGUCUCCUUAUUUUCGCUCAGAUGAUUAUUGAUUAUAACAACAUGAGUAACACAGCGGUUCACAAAGAACCUGCUCUUAUCGACAUCUUCACAUCAAGCGGAACCAUAUUGUUCUCGUUCGGAGCUGCAUCCAUAUUUCCUUCAAUACAAAAUGAUAUGAAAAAUAGGAAAAUGUUUAAGUACAGCGUUACUUUAGCCUUUAUAGUUAUAUUGGCGCUGUAUCUGCCUAUGACGAUUUUAGCUUAUGUAAUAUACGGAGAAGCCAGUGAAGAUAAUAUACUAUUAUCUCUAAGUCCUUCUCUUUUAGUCACGUGUGCAAAUAUACUAAUGACACUGCAUACCAUCAUGGCAUUUCUGAUAUGCAUUAAUCCAGUAUCAUUACAGACAGAAAAUAUUCUGAAAAUCCCUCAUGAGUUCGGUUUCAAACGAUGCCUUCUUCGAACAGCAAUUGUUGGACUGAUUGUUGUCGUUGGGGAAACUAUGCCUCAAUUUGGUAAAAUUCUGGCACUCAUUGGAGCUUCUACUACCACACUUUCAACAUUUAUAUUUCCAAACAUCUUUUACAUUAAGCUCUGCAACCAACGAGGGGAUAAUUCUAAAAGGAUAAUUACAAAACCAGUAAUGCUAUACUUAUGGUUACUUAUUUUGAUUGGAGUCAUUGGAGGAAUAGCAGCAACCUACUCUUCGAUUAUUUCUAUGUUUGGACCAGAUUCAUUUACCAAACCUUGUUAUUGGCCUGAUUGAGACACUGGUGGUCAUAUAAGGAAUAGAAUAUUGUAUAAAGAAAUAACUGAAAAGGAGAAACUUCUAAGACAACACAGAGCAGUUUCAUGCUCCAAAGCAUAAAUUCAAGGAGGCAUUUGUAAAAAUCUCAAAUUUACUCACAAUGUAGAUGAGUGGAAUGCAUUUACUCCAUUGUUCGAGCAAGAGAGAUAGAUCUGAAGACAUGUUAAGUGCAACUGGAGUCAAUACAACAAUUUGAUUUCAGUUUAAUACAUGUUCUACCAUUAUUUGCAUGUUUUAAACAGUCUGUUAAGAGUAAUUAAAUAAAUGAUGUUCCAACCGCAACACAAGUUACAGACUAAGAAAAAAUAUCACUAGCUUUUUAAAGGAGGAAAUUACCAAAAUGUUAGUCUCCAAAAAUGUGUAAAAUAUUCUAAUCUACAAUUCAGGAAGAGUUCUCCCUAUUCAAGAAUAUUCUCAGAAGAGAAGGCAACUGAAGAAAAGUAUCUAGUUUGAGUAAAAAUGGAAUACAAUUAUGGCUAUAGGAUCUCAUUUAUAAUAGCUAAACUUAUAGUAACAAUGGUGAUAAGAGUUCACUAUCAAGUGGAUAGUAUCUGGUUUAGAUUAGGUAAAAAUUAACGCCAUAAAUAACAACCACAAACAAACAUUAAAAUUCUUUGCUAUUAAACAAAAUUUAUAUUUUUAUAUUCAAUAGGUCAAUUUGAAUAUAGGGUCAACAAACUAUAGGUGUGUAAGAAAAAUAGGAAUUCCACUAACUAGGUAAAACAACCUAUGAUACUGAGGCGAUCAAAAUCAUUUUAAUUAUAUUAGUUAGAAAUAUUUCAGAAACAGCACAUGUGGUUUUUAUCAGUUUUGAGUUGAGACUUAUUCUGAAUACAUUGUUCACUGACAUCAUUUAAUGCAAAAAACAACUAGCAUAAAUAGUGUUAACAUUGAUAGUUUACACUAUAUAUUUUUUGAAGACUUAUCAGUGAAAUUUUUUUUCUUCAAAAUUGUAAAAAUGAUACAUGCAUUGUUUUUUAAAUAACUGAUUACAUUAUUUUGUCGCUAUUUACAUAUAUGGAAAUAAAAAUGGUUUUUAUUACCAAAUUUGUAACAUAAAAUAUAUUUUUACUUUUACUUACCUAUGUAUGAAUCAUCGCUACUGUUAGUGUAAAAAUGUUGUAUAUAAAAUUUGAGUUUUUUUACAUAACAUAAAAACUGAUUAUUUCUUUAUGAUUUAUUAAUAUAAUUUCAUAUUUUAUUUCCCUAUUUAGCAGACUACUUAGAGCAUUUACAGAAAACAAAAUGUCACCUUUAGCGCAAAGAGAGUAAACAUUUAAAAUUGUUACAUACGAUCUUUUGCGCUAAAAGUAGCAAUGUGUAGUAAGGAAAAGUAUUGUGAUCAUGAAAAAAUGUUUGAAUCCGAGUUUUCAACAGAGAUAUAUGUUUUGAGUAUCUCUGAGUCCAAAUAACCAUGUUUCGUAAAAUGGUCUAUGUAUGUGUCAGUGAGUGUUUGUGAACACUCUAGCUCAGGGGUAUCCAAAUGUUUUAAGCCCGUGGGCCACUUAUAGAAUUACCUGUUCUGGUAGAAACAUAUGCCACUAUGUUGUUGUUUUUAAUACUUGAUCAUUAAGAUUUUUGUUCAGAGAACAUCAUAAAUUUCCAAUUUGAAAUGAAAUGAAAAAAAAAAAAAAUAUUGUGAGACUACAGUCUCCUAAGAAUAAUGAAAAUAAAAACUAAUUAACUGCUUAUUGUUAUUGCAAUUGUGUAGUAGAUUGAAAUUAACCAGUAUACUGAUGUAAAGAAUUUUACAUGUUAGCGAAAGUUUGAAUGUGGAGUAGGUAGUAGAACAGCAGUUGUUUGAAGGAAUUUGUGGAGCAGAAUUGACAUAUGGAGGUAGGUAGAGAGUUCCAAAAGGAGAUAGCAUGUAUGAUGAAGGAUUUGCUGAAGGAAGUAGUUUUAUGGGAGGUGAUAUAUUAAAUCUAUAGGUUGAGACCUGGUAUUUAGAGACUGGAUAGAAGAACGUACAGUAAGGAGUUUCCAGGAUGAAGGGGAGGGGGAGGGGAGUUUGGUUCUGAGAACUUGGAAAAGGAAAACACCAAGGAGGAAUUGUCGUCAGGAAAUAGAAUAAAGCCACUUCAACUUGGUGUACCAGAAUGAAACAUGUGAAAGCCUGGGAAUUCCAAAGAUGUAUCUUAUGAAACUUCAUGAAUUUCUUCAGUCUCAUUUCUAGCCUGGCAGAUAGUCCUCCAUACACCAAACAAGUGUAUGGAAGUGGUUUUAGUCGAAGUGAGGGAAUGUAGGGAGGUUGCAAGGAGCUGUCUGGUAUUUAGAGGAAUACAAUUACGGAAUUUGAUGCCAAUUUAAUGAAGAAAACCCAGUGAAACUGUUGCCAUCUCUAAGCAAGUGAGAGACAAUUGAGAAGAAAAUAACCCCCUAGAGAGCAAGGAUAUAUAAUAAUAAGACAGGCCUCAUCAAUACCAAAGAGACCCACCCAGGGAAUGCCAUAAUAAAACAAACCUUGUAUCUCCUUAUUAUCUAGCAGUUAAAAGAUGCUUAGGGAACUGAGUAACAAAUAGUUGUAAGUACACUAUAAUAGGCAACAGGGAUUUAAAACUCUUAAAAUUUUUAGUGGCAAGAAAAUAGAAAGGUGGGCAAAAUAAUUUUAAUUAUGGGUAAUAUGUGACGCAUGAUGUUAAAUUUAGAAAUGUUUCAUGAAACGUCGACAAACACAUGCAAACAAGACAAUGGGAGUCCACCGGCAAAUGUGGCUACAGCAGUUUCUGUAGACCACAUGAUUCCCAGUGCCAAUCUCAAAUCAAAAGAAGUGUUCAUUAUCUGGUUUUAUUACAUCAUCUUGCCACAAGAUGAAGAUGCUUUUUCAAAGCGCAAUUAAUGUUUAAUGCCCAUUUUAUACUACAGAGUAAUGAAGCCUAGUACAGAGACAAAUUUACACCAAUGAUUUCUAAACUGAGUCUGCUGAUAAGGAACACUAAAGGCUCUGAAGGCAAGCUGCAUUUUGUAACUAUACAGCAGAGGAAAUGUCUAAGCAAUAUCAUAUCUCAUUUUCAUCCCCAAGUAAUAUUAAUCCUGUAAAUAUUUUUGCUACUGUAUUUGUUAAAUAAAAUUUCUAAAAUUGUUGGGAUUAUUAAGAUCACCUUUUUUUUCUGGAAAAUGAUAGAUUUCUUCAAGAAUUCUGACACAACUCCUAACUCAAAAUUAUUAUUAGAAGCUAUCAGUAACUAGUUUAAAAACUUUUGUUAUGCAUACUUGUAAAAUUCAUAUUGUGUGCAGUCUGUACCUUGUGCCUUAAAAUCUUUUAUUUUAUUUAUUACUUUAUAUAACUAUAUAUACUACGCUAAAUAGUCUGUCCAAAAAAACAGAAAAUAGCAGGUUCAGUGUACACUAUCCUUACUGCCUUCUCCAACAAAAUUUUUAUUUUUAAAUUUGUUUACUACUUUUUUAUAGCCUUUUGUGAUAGUUAGUAUUUGUAAUUUGUUUCCAAAAUUAUUAUAAAAUUGUUUUUUCUUCAUCAAACACAAUCUUUCAAACUUUUGUUUUUGAUGGAUAUACGCUAUCUUGUCACCAAAUAAAUGAGUUUCUGUACUUAUUUAAUAGCUUAAAGGAUUGUUUUCUUUCCUUUCCACAUUACCUAUCAAACUAUUUACUCUUAAUCUUUUUUAAUUUUAAUGCUUAUAUCAAAGUUAUAAUUAACAUUUGUAGAUAUUAUUACAGUGUUUAUAAGUUCUUUUACCCGUUCAGUAUUUUGUGUGCUCUGAUUCAUAUAAUCUUCUCUGAUAGCAUUCUUUAUUUUGUAAAGACCAACUUAUUUUUGGCAAAAGAGAUAACACAUCUUGGUUACUGUUUAUAGUU
Nezara viridula (southern green stink bug) is the source of this 5300-nucleotide messenger RNA. NCBI's taxonomy places the organism in Eukaryota, Metazoa, Arthropoda, Insecta, Hemiptera, Pentatomidae. The record is from the annotation of a GenBank genome assembly.